GUUCCAGCAGGCAGGAUGCUGGGGAUGGCACGGCCACCAGGAAACUCUGCUGGAGCUUUGAGCAGGCUGGAGAGUCAGUUGCUCCUGUGAUAACUAUUUUGUGGUCUCAGGAUUUCCAGCUCUUAUGCACAAAUUGCAGGUUAUCAGGACACAAGCUACAGAUAAAAGUAUGUAUGUAUUUAAAUACCAACUGCUCCCUUGUCCAAAGUUCAAGCUUCCAUAAAACAAGGAAAACACACCUGAAAAGUAUUUGUCUGCAAUAUCAGCUGUAUCUUCUUCUGAACAGCCAUUUCUUUUGCCUUUUAAAGAAUGAGAUGAGACUAAUCAUCAUCUUCCUAUGUGCUUAUGUACCAAAGACAGCAGCAGGUCAUUGCAAGUGGACGGAAGUUCUGAAAGAUUUGGAGCAGAUCAAGGCAUCCAAAGACAUUGAUGUCAGUUUAUAUACUGCAAACACAGAUGAGGAUAAAGAAUGCCAAGAACCUGUAAUAAGAUGCUUUUUCUUAGAGACAGAAGUGAUUCUUCAAGAAUGUCGUAUUAAAAAUUGUAGUAAAACACAGGAUGUACUGAACAUAUGGAAAAAUGGAAAUGCAAGCUUAGAAAAUAACAAGGAACGUGGAAGCCGUGUCGUACGUGCCAUCGUGAAGACCGCCACCAGUAUAAAGGGACUGCCAAGAGGAGGGAGGCGCGCCUUUGCCCACCGCCACAGAACAAGAGAUGUGGACUCUCCCGAGACGGACCUCCGAGACGCUGUGGACCCACGCCGCGCCUUUGUCCAUGGGACGCUGUGGACCCGCGUCGUCGUCCGCCGUCGCAGAACGAGUGAUUUGGACCCCUUUCCCCACCGAGACACUGUGGAUCCGUGGCGGUGACUAUUCCUACGAUUCUACCCCGGAGUCUUGCUUGGUUUUCUGCCUUUCUUUUCUGCCCUGUCCUAUCGCUCCUAUCGGUUACCUUUACCUUUUCUUUUUUACUCUUUUCAUAAUAAAAACUGUUUCUGGUAUACGG
Grus americana (Whooping crane) is the source of this 1005-nucleotide messenger RNA. RefSeq names its product interleukin 15 (gene IL15). NCBI's taxonomy places the organism in Eukaryota, Metazoa, Chordata, Aves, Gruiformes, Gruidae. Gene Ontology annotation, biological process: positive regulation of cytokine production; neutrophil activation; positive regulation of tyrosine phosphorylation of STAT protein. The transcript is spliced from 8 exons. Gene Ontology annotation, molecular function: cytokine receptor binding; cytokine activity. Gene Ontology annotation, cellular component: extracellular region. Bases 174 to 869 code for a protein of 231 amino acids. The record is from RefSeq and is a predicted model, not a curated record.